AGGACUUGGACGAGGUGAUCGCGAGGCACAUGGACCCGGUCCUGGAGAACCUGCGGCUCAUGCAGGAGCACCACCGCUUCAACAUGGGCUUCGACGACGCGAUCAUCGACAAAGAAACCUGCAAGAAGGGCCUGCGGGAGAUGUCGCGGGCGAAGCAAGAGGUCCUCUUCUACUGCCUGCUGGACCACGACACGCUCCAGGGGCACGGCGCGCUCCUGUGGACCUACGGCAACAUGAAGGUCAAGGAGGAGUUCAUUGAGAUUACGAACAUUGGCUACUCACUCUGGAACCAGCACUUCGCCACCAUCUCCAAGCUGAUCGAUUGGUUCAAGGAGGCCGGCUACCGGGCCUCCAAGCAGCUCCGCAGCGAGUUCAAGCAGUCCUGGGCGCAGCGGAUGGAGGCCGCGAAGGCCAGGCGCGGGGUGGACGUGACGGAGGGCCAGAAGAAGAGGUUCGAGGGCUUCAACUCCACGGCCACCACCACCUCCGGGCUGCAGACGCCGGGCGGCCCCGGCAACCCGAUGACCGCCGGGGGCUUCACGGGGCUGGAGACGGCCGCCCAGACGCCCCAGGGCGCCCGGGCUCCCGGCUCGGCGGGCGGCGCGGCGGGCACGCCCAGAUUCGGCGGCUACGUCACGCCGAACGCGAUGGUCCCCGGCACACCGAACGCCAAAUUUGUGGUGAACCCGGGCACCGCGAGGUCGAGGGCCCCCUCGUCGCCAGCACCGAGCAUGGUGCCCGCCACGCCCGGCGGCGCCGUGCCCGGCACGCCCGGCGCCGGGCCCGGGGCGCAGCCCUGGGGCGCGCCGCCGGCGCAGGCCCCGCGGCAGUCCUGGGGCGGCCCGCCGGCGCAGCCGGCGCCGCGGCAGUCCUCCCGGGGCGGC
Messenger RNA from Prorocentrum cordatum, 884 nucleotides. The record is from the annotation of a GenBank genome assembly. NCBI's taxonomy places the organism in Eukaryota, Dinophyceae, Prorocentrales, Prorocentraceae.